Messenger RNA from Aethina tumida (small hive beetle), 877 nucleotides. Its product is annotated as farnesol dehydrogenase. Bases 54 to 809 code for a protein of 251 amino acids. Lineage: Eukaryota; Metazoa; Arthropoda; Insecta; Coleoptera; Nitidulidae. Gene Ontology annotation, molecular function: oxidoreductase activity. The record is from RefSeq and is a predicted model, not a curated record. The transcript has 4 exons.
UAUUAUAUUCUGUUGAAACGUAACCUAUUCUACUGUUUUAGCUUAAAAUAAAAAUGUCAGGUUUCGACAGGUGGGUUGGAAAAGUUGCAGUUGUGACUGGUGCAAGUGCUGGAAUUGGGGCUGACAUAGCCAAACAACUAGUUGAAAAAGGACUUAGGGUUGUGGGCUUGGCAAGACGCAAAGAAGUGGUCGAAGACCUCAACAAAUCCUUGAAAAAGGCACCAGGCAAACUCUACGCCUUAAAAUGCGACAUGAGCAUCGAAGAAGACAUCGUCGCCGCCUUCAGGUGGAUAAAAACAAACCUCGGCGCUGUUCACAUCUUAAUCAACAACGCCGGAAUCAUCCAGGACACCACGUUAAUUGACGGCGAUUCAGACAAAUGGAGGAAAAUUCUGGACGUCAACGUUUUGGGUCUUCAGAUCGCGACCAGAGAAGCUAUGACUUCAAUGAAGGCGAACAAAGUCGACGGUCACAUUAUACACAUCAACAGCGACGCAGGCCACCGACACGUCUUCUUCCCCAAAAUCAACAUGUACACCGCCUCGAAAUUCGCCGUCACCGCCCUCACCGAAACCCUGAGGCACGAGAUCAACGCCAAUAAGUUAAGAAUUAAAGUCACGAGCGUUAGUCCGGGAGUCACCAAAACUGAAAUCGGGGUGAACAAUGGGUUUGCGCAGGAAGUGUCAGCGGGAAUGCCCGCGUUAAAUCCGGAUGAUAUUACUGAAGCUGUAAUCUAUGCUCUGUCUACUAAACCACAUGUUCAGAUUCAUGAGAUUAUGGUCCUUCCACUUGGGGGCACAUUUACUUAAUUUUUCUUUUAGUUUUAGUUGAUUUAUUUGUAAUAUUUUAUAUUUUAAAAUAAAAUUUUGUCUAUUAA